AUGCUCUCAGGGCUGUUCGCGUUGGCUGUCAAGUCUGCUAGCAGGUUUACACCUUUACAAUGGCUCUUUACGCUGCUAGACGUGCUUGGCGCCAUCUUUCUAGCAAUCACAGAAGCUAGACGCGCUGCAUGGCGGAACAAGUACAGUCGAAUACGAGGUGCUCGUGAGGUCGAGCUCAACGUGCAAGCCUAUGAGAGGCAAAAAGCCAACAAGGACGGCGAUGCCGAGAAAGCAACCACGAACAGCAGCAAUAGCAUCGAUGGAGAAGAUCGCAGGGCAAAAGUGGCAGCGCUCUAUCUGUUCAACCCGCUCGUCUUAGCCACAAGCCUGGCAAUGUCUUCGACAACCAUAUACAACACUCUCACUUGUUUUGUGACGAUGCUAGCAACGUCAAUCUCAUACCUGGCGUCUCGCAGGAGUCAGCUGAACGGGGGCGCAGGAAACAGUGUGUUGAUAUUCCUUCUCACUUUUCUCUUCGCUGCUGCCCUGUCCGCCAAUGCAGUCGUCUCGCUAUACCCCAUCAUCAUUGCACCAGCGCUCGUCAUGCUGGCUGCCAGAUGUGUACCGUCAUUGACACAGCACACAAGUCCACGCCUGACAUUCCGGCUGGUUUCUCUCACGGCGCUGCUGACAUUCGGCGGAAUGUACCUAUCUCUUGGGCCUCUCUCCAACGGAAAUGUUGCCGGCGUGUUGCGGCAAGUCUACCUGCACCUCUUCAUCGUAUCCGACUUGACCCCCAACAUCGGGCUGUGGUGGUACUUUUUUAUCGAGAUUUUCGACCAUUUUCGCAACUUUUUCUUGCUUGCGUUCAACGUCCAUCUCGCCAGCUACUGUGCGCCGCUGUGCAUCAAAUACACCUACGAUCCUCUCUUUGCUGUCACUGUCCUGUCCGGCAUCACGGCUGUGUUCAAGUCGUACCCGACACUUGGGGAUACGGCCCUUUACUUCGCCCUCCUGUCGUUACAUCCCGAGAUUUUCCCAUACCUCCGCUAUCCAACGGUGACGACGCUUCUCUACACGUAUUCGCUUCUUCUUCUCCCGCUCUUUCACCACCUAUGGUUGCACGCUGGAUCGGGAAAUGCCAACUUCUUCUACGCGAUCACGCUCGUCUUUGUGCUCGCAGGAGGAUCGAGCGUGUUGGAUGCCAUGUGGGCCUGGGGCGCGCUUGCAUGGGAGCGAGAGCGGCCACUGGCGCCGCCACCAUCCGCAGUGGAGGGUCAAGCAGACAGCAAACGCGUGGUCACGCAGGUAUAA
Molecule: messenger RNA, 1254 nt
Organism: Tilletiaria anomala UBC 951
Lineage: Eukaryota; Fungi; Basidiomycota; Exobasidiomycetes; Georgefischeriales; Tilletiariaceae
Product: PIG-U-domain-containing protein
Exons: 2
Coding region: 1-1254 (417 amino acids)
Biological process (GO): attachment of GPI anchor to protein; protein localization to cell surface
Cellular component (GO): GPI-anchor transamidase complex; membrane
Source: RefSeq, a predicted model, not a curated record